CCUGGCGGCCUGGAGGGUCGCGGCGCCUGCGCAGUGGCUCUCUUCAAGCGGCAGCCAUGGCGGGCCAAGAGGAUCCGGUGCAGCGGGAGAUUCACCAGGACUGGGCGAACCGGGAAUACAUUGAGGUCAUCACCAGCAGCAUCAAGAAGAUCGCGGACUUUCUCAACUCAUUCGAUAUGUCUUGUCGUUCAAGACUUGCAACACUAAACGAGAAAUUGACAGCCCUCGAGCGGAGAAUAGAGUACAUUGAAGCACGGGUGACAAAAGGUGAGACCCUCACCUAGAACUAUGCCAUGCUGCUGCUGGGAAGUUGCUUUAUGGAACACAGGCGACGUGGGAAAGGCCCCAGCAGCCUCAGCUCCUUCCUCUCUUCUUAAAGAGCAACAGGGCUUAUUCUUGUUUUUCUUUUUUCAAAAGUGUGGCCUUUGGGCUCUGCCAUGUACAUCGACGUGUGAUGUGGCAUGUGGGAAGAAGUCCAGGGGAACUCUUGGAACCAACAUUAGGCAUUUUACCUUUUAAGUAACGUUUUGUAGAACUGUUCAUCAGUGUAUUUGAAGCGCUCAGAGCCAGAUGCCUGGGACUCUUUGUUAAGGUCCUCUCCAUCUCUCUCUCUCACACUUUCCAUACAGGUCUCAUUGCCUCUGCAUUGCUUCUAUAAACAGUCUUUGUCUCCUUUCCACCUUUGGCGCGGGGGGUGGGAGGCAGUCCUGGCUGAGACACUUACGCCCCGGCAAGGUGGCCAUCAGAGAAUGUCGUUGCUAACCUACCAGUUUCUUGUCCUUUGGGGGAGGUCAAGGCCAGGCCUCCACUUGGCUUGAAGGGUCAUUUUCAGAAUUUUCUUUCUGUCACUUGGGGUAUCUUUGCCUCUCAUAUUUCCCUAAUAAACUCCUCAACUUUAUCUGAGUGCUGUGAUUAUGGUGGGGAGAGGAGCUAGAGAUGGGGCUCACCCAUUCCACAGAAAUCUGAUGUGUGGGAUGAGUAUUCUAACAUAAAACUUUCAGAUGUAUCUCUUUGAUCAAAGCCCAGAUCAAGCUUACCAGCUGGAGCCCUCCCCCCCACAUUAGCACUUUGAGCUGACUAAUAAUUCAUCUUGGGAAUCAUCUGGUCAUUCAGCAGAUGUUUAUCAGGUGCUUACUAUAUAGGCUCUAAUAAAAGAUAGGCAUUGAGUUAGGUGCGAAGCUUCCAGUCUAUUGAAAUACCAGCAUCCACACAAUUUAACUGCAACCUAGGGCAGCCUGUGAGUUUUAUCUGGUAAAAGCUAAAUGUUUAUUUCUUUUGAAAAAGCAAAUAGUUUAAACAGAAGAGUCUAAAACUUUUCACUCUAGCAUCUAAAGCUUGCUAUAAACUUAUGCCACCCUACUUUUAAAGGUUUAUUUCUUAUAUAGAAUCUCCAUUUUAGUCAUGUAGAAGUAGUCAUACUCCAUGCACACAAAUUUCCCCUGUUCAAGUCAUAUUUGCUGUUCUAAGGCUAACUCAAGUCAAACCUCUUCCAGAAAGAUCUCCUGGACUCGACUCUUUCAUUCAGUACUGCCCUUUCCCUUUUCUGAGUCCCUCCCGUCCCACCCUGUCAUGCUGACACUGCACUUGAACUCUGAAUGUUCCCUGAUGUAGUGCCUGGUACUACAUGGGAUAGCCAACAUGUGCCCCUUGCCCUGUACUGUCCUGCUGGGUGCCUUGCUGAAGGCAGGUGGUCAGUAAACUGACUUGGAGAGACCAAGCUUCUUCAUAUUGUCACAUCUCUUUAGAACCUCUGCUGAGGCCUUUGGAAGACCAUUUUUAAGUAGUACCUUUGUUUAAAAGUAGGAUUUUAUGGUGGAGACAAACCCAAUAUCCUUUCCUUUGGGAUAUGUUGCUUUGGAACAUUAUCAAACUCAUCAGUAGAAUGCUUUUAACAGUCACUUGAGUUCCUUAUUUAUAAUAGCUCAGGAUGAAGUAAGUGCUUCUAAAGUGCAAGUUUUAGGUCGUCUGGGGCUCCAUCUGUCAAUUUAGCAGACAUUUGUUGAGUUCCUGCUACAUGCAAGGACUACACCAUGAGAUUGUGAUAGGGGCAAAAGUGAUGGUAACCAAUAUAGGCAGGAAAAAGCCUUCCUUUAAUGAAAUCACUUGUGAAAAUGUUCAAUAAAUUCCGUGUGGUUGCAUAGA
Nyctereutes procyonoides (raccoon dog) is the source of this 2142-nucleotide messenger RNA. RefSeq names its product BRICK1 subunit of SCAR/WAVE actin nucleating complex (gene BRK1). Gene Ontology annotation, molecular function: protein-containing complex binding. Gene Ontology annotation, biological process: regulation of actin polymerization or depolymerization; cell motility; actin filament organization. The transcript has 3 exons. The record is from RefSeq and is a predicted model, not a curated record. Lineage: Eukaryota; Metazoa; Chordata; Mammalia; Carnivora; Canidae. Gene Ontology annotation, cellular component: SCAR complex. The coding region runs from base 57 to 284 and encodes 75 amino acids.